Messenger RNA from Ziziphus jujuba (common jujube), 1693 nucleotides. RefSeq names its product probable sodium/metabolite cotransporter BASS4, chloroplastic. The coding region runs from base 202 to 1464 and encodes 420 amino acids. Gene Ontology annotation, cellular component: chloroplast envelope. The record is from RefSeq and is a predicted model, not a curated record. The transcript has 15 exons. NCBI's taxonomy places the organism in Eukaryota, Viridiplantae, Streptophyta, Magnoliopsida, Rosales, Rhamnaceae.
UUGGGUUUGGUUGUGAAGCAGUAGUAGCAGCAGCAAGUGUUGCCGAUGUUGCCAGAAAACGUUUUUGCAACAAAGAAAGCAGAUUUUUCGACUGCAUUGCUUGCUUACCAACCUAUCUAUCGCCCACUUUGACUCGACAAGCGAAAUUUCCAAGCGCCUGCCUUUUACCUUUACCGUUUGAGUUGGUACAGUUACUCUCUAAUGGCGGGAACAAUCCAAAGCCUCAUUCUUGCUCCGGCACCGGCCAAAACGCUGGCGUAUCAUAUCCCAAACCCUCGUUUUCCUGCCAUAAACUCCUUCUUCCGUUGCGGCUCCUUCACUUCUCGCAGGAGCCGAUCAAUUUCGAGACCCAUUAGAGCCUGCGAGCCCUCCAAUCAGAAAGAUGGCAAUGGAAAUAAAGCUGGUCAAGUUUGGGGUUUGGCAGAGCAGUUAACCUGGGCUAAAUCAUUGUUAAAUUUUGCAUCAGAUAAUUUUCUUCCUUUAGCUCUUGUGGGUGGAGUAGCAUUAGGACUUGCAAAUCCUAGUCUAGGUUGUCUUGCUGAUAGAUAUUCUCUAUCAAAAUUUAGCACUUUUGGGAUAUUUAUUAUUUCAGGAUUGACAUUGCGGAGUGGAGAUAUUACUGCAGCUGCAGAAGCAUGGCCUGUGGGAAUUUUUGGGCUAAUUUCCAUUCUACUUUUGACUCCGUACUUCUCAAGUAUAAUAAUGCAGCUUCAGAUCCAGCCUCAAGAAUUUGUUACAGGACUAGCUAUAUUUUGUUGUAUGCCAACUACAUUAUCCAGUGGAGUAGCACUUACUCAGCUUGCUGGAGGGAAUUCUGCACUAGCCCUUGCAAUGACGGUGUUCUCUAAUCUUUUAGGGAUUUUGGUUGUCCCAUUUUCUAUUUCAAAGUUCGUAGCCAAUGGAGUUGGUGCAUCUGUUCCAGCUAAGCAACUGUUUAAAAGUCUUGUUGUCAAAUUAUUGAUUCCACUAGUCUUGGGAAAGGUUUUACGAGAAACCUUCAAAGGUCUUACAGACUUUGUCGAUCAAAACCGUAAGCUUUUUUCUAAGCUUAGUGCAGUCUUCCUUAGUUUAGUUCCUUGGAUACAAGUUAGCAGGUCAAGGUCACUACUGUUGAUGGUUAACCCUACAAAUUUUCUCGUAGCUGUUGGAAUGGCAGUGCUUUUACAUAUAAUCUUAGUGGCCUUUAAUGCUUUAGCAAUGAAAGGCCUCUCAUUUCUCUCUGGUGGUGACCAAUCAGUUUUUGGCAAGAAAGAAAAUUCUAGUGCUCUUGUACUCGUUGCAAGUCAGAAAACUCUGCCUGUAAUGGUGGCGGUUGUUGAGCAGCUUGGCGGUGCACUUGGUGAAUCCGGUUUGCUGGUUCUGCCUUGUGUUGCAGCUCAUUUAAACCAGAUUAUAUUGGACUCAAUUCUCGUUAACUUUUGGUUCCGGAACAAUGCCUCCUCUAACAAUGCCAAGGUCGCCUGAUGACAAUGUAGUUUAUUAUCAAAAGCAGCUAGGUGAUAUUCUUUGCAAUAUUGGAGUUGCUUGCACUUUUUUAUGGUUGCAAGCUGAUUAUCAGUUUACAUUCUCAAAGGAAUCUAGAUACAUAUCUGCUAUACGAAGUGAAUCUUAUUGUAAACAUAAUGCUGCAUAUUUUGUAAUUGAAAAAUCUUAUUAUUUUAGAUCUCAUUCUAGAUCGGUCGAUCUUCUCUCU